AUGAGACCAUUCUCAAUUGUUCUACUUCUUCUAUUCGCCUUAUCGAGCGUUUCUUCUGUUCGAUACUUUUCACUCGCAGACACCUUCCAGUCAGUAAUUGAUACUGAAAAAGCUCUGGAAGAGGAGUUGAGAGUGAACUUUGAGAAUGCACGUGCCGCCAGACAAAAGUAUCGCGAAGAAGCAGAGAAGAAACUCAAUGAGACACUGAGCAAAGUGUCAGAAGCUGUGAAGCAGAAGGCCGACGAGCUCGAAAAAGAGAAACAAGAGAAGGCGGAAGCCAAAAAAGCCCAAGCUGAAGCUGCGAUUCAAAAAUGGAAAGAAGUUUCUGAGCAGAUCGGAGAAUUUGUAGAAUCUGUACAAGCGAAGAAAGAAGCCAAGGAACAAGAGAAGCAAGAGGUAUCCCACAGUAUAAUAUUCCAGAUAAACGUGAUUUUUCAGAAAAUCGAUAGCUUUGUAAAUAGUGUCACUGAUAAACUGAAGGCGAGAAGAGAAGAAAAGGAAAAGCAAAGACAAGAAGAGAUUGAGCAAUGGAAAGAAGCCGCCGAGAGACUGAAACAACAGCGUGAAGAGCUCCAGCAACAAAUUGACGCAGCAAAACAGAAACUAGAUGAGCGUAGAAAGCAAAGAUUGGAGGAUUUGAAAAAUGAGUUGGCCGAAGUCAAGGAUCUAGUGGCUGCCGAGGUGAAACGACGUGCUGAUGAGAAGAAUCAACGGUUGACUGAUCAGAAAGAGGAGCAGAAAGUUUUGCAACAGGAGAUCUAUAACAAGUUCACCGAACUUAAGGAACAAGGGAAAAAUGUUGGUCAGCAAGCGGAUAGUUAUCAGCAGAAGAAGAAAGAGCUUUCUGAUAUGAUCCGGGAUCUUAUCGGACAAAGUGUCAAGAACAAGAUUGAAAACGAAGUUUCUGAUAAAGUCCGAAGCCAACUCGACAAAGAAGCUCUGAAGCAAGUGUUAAAUGAGAAAAAGGCCGAGGCUCCCGCAUUACCAGCAGAUGCUCCAGGUAGCCCACCACUCCUAGAUGAGGAUCCAGUUGACAUUGCACCAAAGGCCACUAUCCUUGAUGAAAUCACCGGAAAAGCCGCUUGGGAAACUGUCACUUGGGUGCUUCUUGCUCUGUGUAUUCUUCUCUCGGUCGCUUUGAUCAUUAUGAUCGUGUACCAAGUCAAGCAACGAAGCCAAUACGAACGUCUCGACGGACACGAUCACUCUCAUCACAACCCAACCUACAGUGAGAGAGCCCCAUUGCUCCCGCCUCCAGCGACGCCAGUGACUGCUCCACCACUCCAGCCGGCCAAGGAGGAACAACAGUUCUAA
Molecule: messenger RNA, 1314 nt
Organism: Caenorhabditis briggsae
Lineage: Eukaryota; Metazoa; Nematoda; Chromadorea; Rhabditida; Rhabditidae
Exons: 5
Coding region: 1-1314 (437 amino acids)
Source: RefSeq, a predicted model, not a curated record